AUGGCCAUAGUCUCGGAAUACUCGGAGACUGCACCUCAUGAGGCACCGGUAUCGGCGACCUCGACCACCAUGCCUACACCCGCAUCCACACAAUUCGAGAUCCAAGAUGAUCAGGCCGACGGCGAGACCUUGGCGGCCAAAUACCAAAUGCUGGAAGAACUAGGUAGUGGCUCGUUCGGCGUGGUUUACAAGGCCAUUGAAAAAGCCACAGGCGAAAUAGUCGCCAUCAAACAUGUCGACUUGGAAUCCUCUGAAGAAGACCUCUCCGAUAUCCUCUCCGAACUAUCCGUCCUCUCCUCGUGCUCGAGUCCCUACGUGACGAAAUACCGCCUCGCCUUUCUGCGACGCCACACACUAUGGAUUGUCAUGGAAUAUCUCGGCGGCGGGUCGUGUGCAGAUCUGCUCAAACCACCUCCACAUUCGCUGUCCGAAAGUCACAUUGCCAUCAUCUGUCGAGAACUUCUGCUGGGUCUGGCAUAUCUACACCGAGAAGGCAAACUGCACCGAGAUAUUAAAGCCGCCAACAUCCUGCUGGGCAUGGACGGGCGGGUUAAACUGGCCGACUUUGGCGUGGCGGCGCAACUGGUCGGGCUCAAGAGUGUGCGGAAUACCUUCGUCGGCACGCCGUUCUGGAUGGCGCCGGAAGUCAUCCAACAAGAAGGCCACGACGCCAAAGCCGACAUUUGGAGCCUCGGGAUCACGGCCAUGGAGCUGGCGAACGGAGAGCCGCCUCACGCCAACGUCCAUCCCAUGAAAGUCCUGUUUCUGAUCCCCAAACAGACCGCUCCCCGACUGGAGGGGAGUCGAUGGUCGAGGGAUUUCAAGGACUUUGUGGCCGCCUGCUUGACCAAAGAGGUGGAUAAGCGAAGUGGUGCCAAAGACCUACUGAAACAUCGAUUCAUCCGGUCUGCCGGCAAGAUUGAAGGGCUUCAGGAGCUGAUCGUUCGAAAACAAGACUGGGAAGCCCGCAAGGGAGGCGACCGUCAUCUGAAAUACUACGCCGAGACGCUUCGGAGUUUGUCAGCCGCCCAGAAUGACGACGACUGGGUGUUUGAGACCAUCAAGGCCGUUCCGACCGUGGAUCUAAGGGCGGGUCAGACUCAGAAGCGGAGAAAGGUCGAGAGAAGGUCGUCGGUAGAUGUGCUUGGGGACCAUGACAGUGAGAAUGGCCAUGGCAACGACAAUCCUGACGAGAGUGCUGGUCGGACCAUGGACGGGCUGGAUUUCGGUCGGGAGCAACCGACAAGUCCUACCAAGUUGACGAUGCGCAAGAUCUCCAAUACCCGCCCGUUACUGGCCAACCGAAGGGAUUCAGGAGAUUCACAGACCACGUCCAGACGGACGGCGCGGAAGAGAAUGUCCAGUGCCGCUCAGGCCCGACAGCCGCUGGGAGUCAACAUGUCGUUCGGCAACAGUCCGAGCACGGUGCGGCAGUUCAGAAGAGUGUCGCCAAACGUGAUCACAGGAGGAGGAACUCCGGAGCUGGAGAACGAAAACGAAAACGAAGAUCCCGACCCCAACAGUAGUGUGAUCAGGACACCGUCCAAAGCCAGCAAGUUGGGCACUGACUUGUUCAUGGAGCCAGAGACACAGUCGAGGCUGAAGUCGAAGUCGAAGUCGAAGUCCGAGUCCAAGUUGCAGCCGGAUGAAAUGGACUCGAGAUUAUCGGACAAGGACUCUCUAGGUUCAGGCAAUGACUCGAGAAUAUCGGAGGAGAACUCGCCAUCUUCGUCGACCGCAACUACUGCUAUGACGGGGGCGGUCCCGGCAGCGAUACCAUCGGAAGCGAAAGAGACCAUUCUAGGCCGAAGAUUGUAUAGCAGCGCCAUCGGCAUAUCGUGUCAAGACGUGCUCGACGAGACCGCCGACCAGGUCAAGCGCGAGGCUGUGGCGCGGCUGGCCGAGGCGUUUUCGGAUUUGGAGAGUGUCGACCCUGACGGCCUGUAUCAUAUCAUGGCGACGAUCGUGGCCAAGAUGAAACAGGAUCCGAUUCUGGUCAAAGCCAUAUUGGCAACAGAGAACGUGGAGGAGGCGCGAGCGAAUAAGUCUGGGUCCUUGACGCCCGACACAGAGAAAGCUGGUUCGUCUUUGCAGGAGGCGCAGUUAGCAGUGUCACAGCCACCGACACAGCAACAGCAAACUCCUUCGGCUUCGGCUUCGACUCCCUCUCCCACUUCACAACCCACCUCAGCCAACGCAAGCAGACAAGUGACGCCCGCAGCGGUACCGAACAAUAAAGUGUCCGGGGCCAAGCUGGUCCUGGCACAGAACAAUCCACAUCUCAAAAGCCAUCGUCGCAGACAGAGUGCGCAAGCCGUCGUGGGUGUGGGUGUGCUCAAGUCUCGCGACUCGAGUCAGGCCACCACCGCAGCUGGAGGCAGUCCGUUGAAGAAGGCGAGUAGUAGUAGCAGUGCCAAUGUUGGGAGUCCGAGGGCGACGGCCGGGACAACGAGGGGAACGACGAGGGGGAACCGGAGUGGGAAUGAGGUUGCGAAUGCGAAUGCGAACAUGACCAUGAACAAUCCAAAAUCCACCACUGUCACCGAGGUCGAUACAGACGGUGCCAAUGGUACUGGUCCUGCUACUGCUACUGCUACUUCUGCCAGCGACGCGGCCGACAAGGAAAUGAUGAAGGGGUUGGUCGGCGGCCUUGACCAUACGCGACAAUUGGCCGACGUGUUGUUUGAGCGUUGGUGUCAGGGAUUGAGGGUUCGGUGGCCUGCUGUAUAA
Messenger RNA from Capronia epimyces CBS 606.96, 2730 nucleotides. RefSeq names its product STE/STE20/YSK protein kinase. The record is from RefSeq and is a predicted model, not a curated record. The transcript is spliced from 2 exons. Gene Ontology annotation, molecular function: ATP binding; protein kinase activity. The coding region runs from base 1 to 2730 and encodes 909 amino acids. Gene Ontology annotation, biological process: protein phosphorylation. Lineage: Eukaryota; Fungi; Ascomycota; Eurotiomycetes; Chaetothyriales; Herpotrichiellaceae.